Cryptotermes secundus is the source of this 1977-nucleotide messenger RNA. RefSeq names its product aldo-keto reductase family 1 member B1-like. Gene Ontology annotation, cellular component: cytosol. Gene Ontology annotation, molecular function: aldose reductase (NADPH) activity. NCBI's taxonomy places the organism in Eukaryota, Metazoa, Arthropoda, Insecta, Blattodea, Kalotermitidae. The transcript has 7 exons. The record is from RefSeq and is a predicted model, not a curated record. The coding region runs from base 222 to 1172 and encodes 316 amino acids.
GAUAAUAACCGCGUAAAGAACAACAGGACGAAAACCUGGCGCUUCAAACAUCAACAUGUGCUGCCAUCUGUCUCCAAAUAGUCAAAAGGCGGAACCUAUGCCGUUAUAUAAGACAUAGUCGUUUUUAUCAUACGAUAAGAUACGAUACGACCUCUUACUCAAGAGCAGACCAGUGGUCUACAGUUAGGCAGUUCGCGUGGAAGCUGUGGUGGUAUCUCAAGAUGGUACAGACUUUGAAGUUAAAUAAUAACUUAGGUUUUCCUGUACUGGGCAUGGGAACAUCUCAAGCAAACCCAGGAGAGAUGGAGAGAGCUGUGAAAGACGCCAUCGAAAUAGGAUAUCGCCAUUUUGAUUCGGCUAUGAUAUAUGGAAACGACCAUGAAAUUGGCAGAGCAGUGAAUGCCAAGAUAGCCGACGGCACCGUCAAGAGGGAAGAUCUAUUUAUCACAAACAAGCUAUGGAACACGUAUCACAGACAGGAUCAGGUGGUACCAGCUUGCAAGAAAUCCCUCGAAAAAAUGGGUCUUGACUACCUAGAUCUGUAUCUCAUACACAUGCCAACAGCACUCAAGGAAGGUGACAACCUGAUGCCAGUAGACGAGAAGGGGAACCUUAUAACCAGUGACGCUGAUUACGUAAACACAUGGAAAGGAAUGGAAGAGUGCGUCAGGCUCGGGCUUACUAGAAGCAUUGGCGUGUCUAACUUCAACAGCAGACAGAUACAGCGGAUACUAGAUAUCGCUACCAUCAAACCAGUCGCAAAUCAGAUUGAAUGCCAUCCGUACUUGAACCAAUCCAAAAUGAUCGCCUUCUGCAAGGAGAAGGGAAUUGUGGUCAUAGCGUAUGCUCCAUUUGGAAGGCCAGGAAGCAAAGUGAAUUAUAUAAGGCACGAUGUUCCCUCGUUGCUGGAAGAUCCAAAGCUACAGGAAAUCGCUGCUAAACGUGGCAAGACUGUAGCGCAGGUUAUCUUGCGGUAUCUGAUACAACAUGGCGUUGCACCAAUUCCAAAGUCAUCAAAUAAAAUUCGUCUACAGGAGAAUUACGAUGUAUUCAACUUCGAACUGACUCAAGAGGAAGUCGGCUCUAUAGAUGCACUCAACAGCAACAGUAGAAUAUUUACAUAUCCGCAGUUUGUGGAUAUGAAGGAGUACCCUUUCAACACCGAAUUCUGAGGAUACAGACAUUAAGAUUCAUCAACAGAAGUUAUGUAACCUCAUUUCAUCGACUUGUUACCAUAGUAUCUGGAUUGAAAUUGCGAAACAAAGUUUUAAGUCAAAUAUACUGUCACGUGUAUGAGUGACUGCAUACGAGGUAUGGAUUGAUGCCUCGAUUUGUUGAUCACUUAUACACACAAUUCGUAACUACAGUUGACUAUAACAGCCUCACUGGCUAACAUGCUCUAAAAAUCACUGUAACUGCAACACACAUAAUUUCUCCUAUGUCUUUAUUAGUCGUUUCCUGGUAACGGAUUCUGACAAUGUCCCUUGCUUAAGUUCUUACCGUCUGGAGAAUAUCACAUAAGGCAACACAACUACACUCUAAACUCUGUCCCGCUUAUAACCCCUCGGCACGGACCACGUAGAAACCAAAGCUCCUAGUUGUUUCCAUGGUUGCUUACGCAGCGACUUGCACGGACUCUACAGGAAACACCGCUUUCCAACCUCUUUAUUGGCAUGGUGGUCGCUGCCUAGCAAAAGCUACUGUCUUGUUAGUUUUUCGCGGUCGUUGCCUAACAACGGAUCUAUACGCCACAAUACUUACAACCUUCAAUUACGCUUCUAACUUCAUACAUUCAUGAAACCCACACAGUGAAACCAGUCUUUUAAGAUGCCCAACUCUGAAAGGUAUGAAAUGGAUUCGGAAUUUCAUAUUUGUUAAUUAUGUAACUGAACCAGAAAUGAAUUAAAGAUUUUGCACGAAAACAAUGUAAUUAAUUCUGUGUUCAUGGAGGUGAUGUUUGUAAUUAUACGUCCAGUC